Molecule: messenger RNA, 2653 nt
Organism: Oreochromis aureus
Lineage: Eukaryota; Metazoa; Chordata; Actinopteri; Cichliformes; Cichlidae
Gene: plp1a
Product: proteolipid protein 1a
Exons: 7
Coding region: 474-1211 (245 amino acids)
Biological process (GO): axon development; central nervous system myelination
Cellular component (GO): myelin sheath; plasma membrane
Molecular function (GO): structural constituent of myelin sheath
Source: RefSeq, a predicted model, not a curated record
UCAGAGGUCGUAGACCUACGGCGUCUGAAACAACAAGCUCGACUCAACAUGAUGUACGACUCAUUCCUCAUUUGCCUGGACAUGUUGGCAUUUUGACUUUUAAGACAAAAAGGUCUUAGUUAACCACUGUUUGUCCCCACACAAACGAGAAGAAGAAAAAUGUAUUCUUCUCUGCGUGUGCGCACGUCUGUAUGCAGAUGAGCGUCAACAAUGAACUUAGUAAAUGUCCGCAAGUUUAAGGACCCCCGGCCUCCUCAUUAUUUCUGCGCCUUGAAGUUCAUUGAAAAGCGACAUUGUUUCUUUAAGGUUGCACUCGCAGUCAUCGGCGGGUCUGUCCAUUGUUGGGGGGAACAGAACAGCGAGUUGAGAUUGAUAUACGGGGGCCGGAGACAAGUUGCGCAUAUCAUCAGCGGACCAGCUGCAGUGCAGGCAGCGAGACAGUAGCUCAAAGUCCUUGAACGCAUCUUCCAGACAUGGGUUGCUAUGAGUGCUGUAUGCGGUGUUUGGGUGGGGUGCCAUACUGCUCCCUUGUUGCCACACUUCUCUGCUUCUCUGGCAUUGCCCUCUUCUGUGGUUGUGGGCACCAGGCUCUCACAGAGACAGAGAGGCUCAUCGAGACAUACUUUGCACGUAACCUUCAGGACUACAUAACCCUAGCCUACAUCAUUCAAUAUUUCCAGUAUGUCAUCUAUGGUUUGGCCUCCUUUUUCUUCCUUUACUGUAUUGUGCUUUUGGCUGAGGGCUUCUACACUACGAGCGCUGCAAGGCAAACCUUUGGAGAGUUCAGGAGCACCAUGUGCGGCCGCUGCCUCAGCUCCUCGUUUAUAGUGAUGACGUAUGUGCUCGCUGUGCUGUGGCUGCUGGUGUUUGCCUUCUCGGCAUUGCCAGUCUACUUCUUCUACAACAUGGACGCUACCUGCCACACUAUUGAUAUUCUGACUGAGACCCCAGCAAGUAUCAACCAGCUUUGUGUUGAUGCAAGACAGUACGGACUCUUGCCAUGGAAUGCAGUACCAGGGAAAGCUUGUGGUAUGACCCUGUCCAAUGUCUGCAAGACAAGAGAAUACCGCAUGACCUACGAUCUCUACAUUGCUGCCUUUGCCGGCGCUGGCAUCAUGCUCCUGGCUCUGCUGACCUAUACUGUGUCAACCACCUAUAACUUUGCCGUUCUGCGGUAUCUGGGGAGAAAGGGCAUAGGUGCACGGUGUUAGGACCCAGCUUUCCUGUCUUUUCUGGCUUCACCACGAACAUGGGAGUUUAAAUCGAUGGCAACUCUUCUUUUUUAUCUGAUGUGCACACUACUACGUCUGCUCCUGGACUUUUUUUUCUAAACUUGUUAUAUUUUUACUUUUCUUAUUAUAAGGAAGUUUUUUUAGAUGUUUUUUUUUUUUUUUUUUGUGGGUGUAAUUUCUGCUUUGAAAUCGUACUUUCAUUUUUUCUGAUGUUUUUCAAUCUGUGCCAAAAUAUUUGUGAGUUAUUGCUCUUGUCACUUGCCAAGUUAAAUGUUUGAAAUGAAUUUCUGCCUCCCGCUGUACUCACAAAUAACACGACGUUAACAAAUUACCAUAUGUAUUAAAUGACCACUAAAUUGGAAGAUGUGGAGGUAGUUUGCAGCUGUUAAUAAGAAUUGGGGAGUAGAGGUUACUAUGGCUACCAACCAUCACAUCUGGCAGCCAUGGUAGCAGACAAGCAUCCACUUGCGGUCUUAUGCUGACCUCCUGGACUUUUCUCACGGGCCAGAGAAAAGCUCCAACAAUGGAGUCAUGUCUUUUUUAAAAGCUAACCAAUAAGAAGCCAGUUCUGGGGCCACCUGCACCAUUACUCUCUGCCAGGGGUUAUAUUGCAUGUCAAGGGAGAGGGUCCUCUGGACAAAGAGAGGGUUAGACCUCUCCACAGCUACAAUGUAGCUCUUCUGGGACAGCAACAACACACACAUACAACUCGUCCACAUGCUGCUGCAUGGACCCCACCCCCAACACCAACACCAUGUAAAAUGGAUUCAUGGUGAAGGGACAAAGGGAAUUUUAUUUUGAAUAGUUUCUUAUUGACAAAGGGACAUUUUGUUUUUGUUUAGAUCUAGUGAGGUCUGAAAUUGUUUCUCAUAAUGUUGAGAUGGCAGAAGCACUAGGUGCUUAUACUUGAAGUAACCGCAUAAUAUAAGCCCAAAACUACUUUGUUGAGGUGUGAUACCCCCUGCUGGUAAUGAAUGGCUGAGGUACUUAAAUAGAAAAAGGACAGCUUUGUUUUGUGUCUAAUUCUUUAGGGAUUUUGUUGUAGUUAUUGUAUAACACACUUUUUUCACUUAAUGUAGCUAAAUUAAUUUUUAUUUUUUUUUCAUUUGGAUAUUUCUAACAAAACCUUCUUUUGCAUCCUAAAAAGUAGAUUUAGUGGAAGCUUAGCAUAGCUUCUAAUAUUGGAUUUGUCAGGUUGCAGCAGUUUUUUUUCAUAUGUUGGGACUAUUUAAUAAAAAAAAAAAAGAAUGCUUUGAACUGUUUGUACACAUGGCUUCUGAAAACAUUUGUUUGUAGCCUUUAUGAGACCUCAGUGUCUGGUGUAUUAUCAGGAUGUGAAGCUGGUGGUUCAUCCUUGGCUUGUUGCCACAUUAGGAGGCCAAGGUGUUUUGUAAGGUGUUUUGUAUUCUCUCCUCCUGUGU